Messenger RNA from Nakaseomyces glabratus, 705 nucleotides. RefSeq names its product Cbt1p (gene CBT1). Lineage: Eukaryota; Fungi; Ascomycota; Saccharomycetes; Saccharomycetales; Saccharomycetaceae. The record is from RefSeq and is a predicted model, not a curated record.
AUGAGGACUUCCAUGAUUUUGAAAAGGAGCCAUAAUCUAUCAAGAUAUGUAGAACUCCCGAAUUACUACACUAAGUUCGCACAUGAACAACCAGCUGAGAUACGAUCGUUAGGUAGGGAGUUGCAGCCAUACGCCAGGACUCUGCGGUACAAAGAGUUGUUCGAAAGUUAUGAUUUUUUUUGUGUGUAUAAAUGGGAGUCAGUACAGAAUAAGGACACCAGGUUUCAUAUAAGAAAUGUAUGGCAAAGUUUUCACAGUGAUAUUCCAAAAGGAACCAAUUCACUAUUCGUUAAGGAAAGAAUGUCAUGUCCUUCGAUGGACAGUUUAUUAGGCCGGAAGAUAUAUGGAGAUGAUACACCAAUGUUGAGAAUGUCUUGGCACAGGACCAACGAAAUUGAUUCUAUAAUAAAACUACUGGAGAAAGUUUAUGCCAAGGAAAAUGUAUUUCAUUUGCAUUCGGUUGGAAUAUCACUUCCUCAACAUCCUAUCAUACUAAAACAACUACAGCCUCUACUUGAAACGACUUCACAAAACUUCGACUAUGAAAAGUUAAUGUCAAUAGCCAAGAAACACCAAAACAAUCAGAGUAAAGACAAAAUUAAAGUGGAGACUUUAUUGCAAGGGCUUGCACAACGUAGCAUUGUGACACCACUCUUGUUAAAAGAUGGUCAGUGGCUGGUACUGAUGCCUAAGGAAAAGAAAUAA